CUAUUCCCUGCAGUUCUCCCCCACUAGUGUUGACGACGGGGCCCAGUUGUUGUGUUCAGCCAUGUUGGAUCUGGGACCAGAGGGACCCCAACCUCCUCCUGUAAUGGACUCAAACCGCCUCAACACCAACGUGCACUACAAGCCUCAGAUCACUAUGAGUCCUGGAUGUUUCUCCAUGAGCAUCACGGAGGGUGACACCCUAUCACUUAACUGUAGUGCAAAAGGUAACCCUGCCCCCUCGUACGAUUGGUUGCUCUCCCAAGCCGACCCCAACCCCAUGGAAGAGAGAUCCGUAGUGACCAUCACCAACAUUGCCAAGUCUCACUCUGGAGAUUACACCUGCAUCGCCAGAAACCUCCUGGGAAACAGCACCUGUACUGUUAACGUGGAGGUCACAGUGGACUACCUGCCCAUCUUUGCAGGGCUGGCUGCAGCUGUGGUGGUGAUCCUCUUGGUUGUCUCCUGUUUCACCUACUCCUCUUACUAUAAACACAGGCGCAUGGGCCACUACCAGCUGAAAGACAUGUUGCCACGACGACACAAGAACAAACACGUGGUGCAACACAACGGAAUGGACCAGUCCUUUAUGUAGAGGAGGGGUUGGGGUCAGAGCAUGUGGAAUCCUGAUGAGUGGGUGUGGCUCUCCACUUCCUUUAUGUAGAGGAGGGGUUGGGGUCAGAGCAUGUGGAAUCCUGAUGAGUGGGUGUGGCUCUCCACGUCCUUUAUGUAGAGGAGGGGUUGGGGUCAGAGCAUGUGGAAUCCUGAUGAGUGGGUGUGGCUCUCCACGUCCUUUAUGUAGAGGA
Messenger RNA from Oncorhynchus gorbuscha (pink salmon), 803 nucleotides. RefSeq names its product limbic system-associated membrane protein-like. The coding region runs from base 62 to 592 and encodes 176 amino acids. The record is from RefSeq and is a predicted model, not a curated record. Lineage: Eukaryota; Metazoa; Chordata; Actinopteri; Salmoniformes; Salmonidae. The transcript is spliced from 3 exons.